AAUUCAAAAGACUUGCACAAUUAAAAAUUUGGGGUUAUUGAAUGAAAGACAUGUUCUUCAAUUCUUGCUUUUUGGGCUGCUCUGUCUCUGUCUCUGUCUCGAAACACCCAUUAGAGAUCAUCAUCUCUCUUCUUAUCUGUCUUUUUUACUCUUAGCUGGUGGUUUCUUCUUCUUCUUUAACCCUUUUUUGCUCUAAUUUGCAAUAUCUUCUUUUUCCCAAAUCUUAAUUUUCCAAAAAACACUCUUUUCCAUAAUUCUUCAAAUUCCAAGUUCUCUGAUUACCAAUCUAAACUCGAAUUUGACCAAACCUUGAAAUCUCAUUUCAAUCGGAUUUUAAGUUACAAAAAUCUCAUCUUUAUCUCAAUUUUUCAGAUUUUUCUCUAAUUUCAAAAAAAAAAACAAAUCUCACCUUUGGAUUCAAAAGUUUCAAUUUUUCCUCCUUCAAAAACCCAAUUUCAUAAAAAUCUCACCUUUGGAAUUGGAUCAAAGAAAAAAAAAAAUGUCAGUAGCUUGUGGACUAGAAUGCGUAUUCUGCGUAGGAUUCAGUCGGUGGAUAUGGAAACGAUGCACACACGUAGGCUCCGACGACAGUGCCACAUGGACAUCAGCAACACCCGAAGAGUUCGAACCAAUCCCAAGAAUCAGCCGCGUGAUCCUCGCCGUCUACGAACCCGAUCUCAGAAACCCAAAAAUCUCACCUUCACUUGGAUCCUUCGAUCUAAACCCUGACUGGGUCAUCAAACGUGUGACCCACGAAAAAACCCAAGGCAGAUCUCCACCUUACAUCAUCUACGUCGACCACAACCACCGUGAGAUCGUACUAGCGAUCCGUGGCUUGAACUUAGCUAAAGAGAGCGAUUACAAGAUUCUUUUGGAUAACAAGUUGGGUCAGAAGAUGCUCGGUGGUGGGUUUGUGCAUCGUGGGCUUUUGAAAUCUGCGGCUUGGGUUCUGAAUCAAGAGUCUGAGACGCUUAGGAGAGUUUGGGAAGAGAAUGGUAAAGAGUACGAUUUGGUUUUCGCUGGUCACUCUUUGGGGUCUGGUGUUGCGGCUUUGAUGGCGGUUUUGGUUGUGAAUACUCCGGCGAUGAUCGGUUGUGUUCCGAGGAGUAAGAUUCGGUGUUUUGCUUUGGCUCCGGCGAGGUGUAUGUCUCUUAAUCUCGCCGUUAAGUAUGCUGACGUCAUCUUCUCCGUUAUUUUACAGGAUGAUUUUUUACCAAGAACGGCAACACCAUUAGAGGAUAUAUUCAAGUCCGUAUUCUGUUUGCCUUGCUUGUUGUUUCUAGUUUGUUUGAGGGAUACGUUUAUACCAGAAGGUCGGAAACUAAGAGAUCCUAGAAGACUUUAUGCUCCUGGUCGAAUUUAUCAUAUCGUUGAGCGAAAAUUUUGCAGAUGUGGAAGGUUUCCUCCUGAAGUGAGAACAGCGAUUCCAGUGGAUGGUAGAUUUGAACAUAUUGUAUUAUCGUCGAAUGCAACGUCUGAUCAUGCUAUUCUAUGGAUUGAAAGAGAAGCAGAAAAGGCAUUGCAGAUAUUGAGAGAGAAGAGUUCAGAGACAGUGGUAACAGUGCCACCAAAAGAGAAGAGAAUGGAGAGGCUAAACACUUUAGAGAAAGAGCACAAAGAUGCGUUGGAGAGAGCGGUGAGUCUAAAUAUCCCACACGCAGUGUCCACCGCGGAAGAAGAAGAAGAAUGCAGUAAUGGAGAAGCGUCGGCGGAGUCAAAAACAAAGAAGAAGAAUUGGGAUGAAGUGGUGGAGAAGCUUUUCCAUCGAAGCAAUUCUGGAGAAUUCGUAUUCAACGACAAUGUUGCUCCUGAGAGGUAGUCUUAUACCGGGUUGAUAGUGAUUGGAUCAAGUUUGGUUUUGUAUAUUCAAUUCUAGGUUUUAUAGAUGUGUGAGAGUGUCUAUAAUCCGGUUACAUUUGUCCGAGACAAGAAAAUUUUGUCCCAAUUGCUCAAAAUCUGGUGUCAUUUUUCCAAAUUA
This is a messenger RNA of Camelina sativa (false flax), 1978 nucleotides long. RefSeq lists its product as uncharacterized. NCBI's taxonomy places the organism in Eukaryota, Viridiplantae, Streptophyta, Magnoliopsida, Brassicales, Brassicaceae. Gene Ontology annotation, biological process: lipid catabolic process. The record is from RefSeq and is a predicted model, not a curated record.